AUGUCUGGCUGGGGCUGGGGCAACCUUUUCGGCGGUACCGCCACCGCGAAGAAGGAUGCGCCCAAGAACGCCAUCUUACGCUUGAGGAGUACCUUGGAAAUGCUGUCGAAGAGAGAGAAGCACCUUCAGAAUCAGAUGGACGAGCAAGACGCGAUAGCGAGGAAGAAUGUGAGCGCGAAUAAAGCCAUUGCCAAAGCUGCACUUCGAAGGAAGAAGGCGUUCGAACAUCAGCUAGAGCAGACCAGUGCCCAAAUGAUGACAGUAGAGCGAGAGAUCUCAUCGAUCGAGACGGCGAACAUCAACAAGGAGACACUCGACGCCAUGAAGGGCGCGCAGCAAGCCAUGAAGAAGAUCCACGGCGACCUAUCAAUUGAGAAGGUCGAUCAAACUAUGGAAGAUCUCAGGGAGCAACAUGCGAUCGGGGAGGAGAUUGCGGAUGCGCUUACACAGGGCAAUUCCAUGCAAGGCGUAGACGAGGACGAGCUAGACGAAGAGCUUGCAGAGCUCCAACAAGAGGAGCUGGACAACAAAAUGCUCAAGACUGGAACAGUGCCAGUAUCCGACCAGAUACAGCGACUACCGAACCAGCCGGUGGGAGAGCCACAAAGCAAACAUGCAGUCGAAGACGACGAGGAAGAAGAGUUACGGAAGCUGCAAGCCGAAAUGGCCAUGUAA
This is a messenger RNA of Zasmidium cellare ATCC 36951, 675 nucleotides long. RefSeq lists its product as uncharacterized. The coding region runs from base 1 to 675 and encodes 224 amino acids. The transcript is spliced from 3 exons. Lineage: Eukaryota; Fungi; Ascomycota; Dothideomycetes; Mycosphaerellales; Mycosphaerellaceae. The record is from RefSeq and is a predicted model, not a curated record. Gene Ontology annotation, cellular component: multivesicular body; ESCRT III complex; cytoplasmic side of plasma membrane. Gene Ontology annotation, biological process: vesicle budding from membrane; late endosome to vacuole transport via multivesicular body sorting pathway.